Homalodisca vitripennis (glassy-winged sharpshooter) is the source of this 688-nucleotide messenger RNA. Its product is annotated as sodium-coupled monocarboxylate transporter 1-like. The transcript is spliced from 6 exons. Gene Ontology annotation, biological process: sodium ion transport; transmembrane transport. The record is from RefSeq and is a predicted model, not a curated record. The coding region runs from base 10 to 516 and encodes 168 amino acids. Gene Ontology annotation, cellular component: membrane. NCBI's taxonomy places the organism in Eukaryota, Metazoa, Arthropoda, Insecta, Hemiptera, Cicadellidae. Gene Ontology annotation, molecular function: symporter activity.
GCCUGUUGAAUGGAGGACUUGGAGGAAGGACCGGCCAUGUUCGGCCCAGAAGAGUACUUCGUGGUGGCUUUGAUGAUGCUGCUGUCUCUUGUCAUCGGAGUGUAUUUUACCUUCUGGUCUCGCCAAGACUCCUACAGCGAGUACAUGCUGGGCGGCAGGAAGAUGGGAGUGUUCCCUGUCACUAUGUCACUAGUAGCCAGUAACAUCUCAGGUAUAGCCCUAGUCGGUAACCCAGCAGAGGUCUACUCCUACGGCACCCUCUACAGUGUGGUGAUGCUGUCGGAUAUGGUGGUUCCUAUAAUAAAUAUCGCCAUGUUCCUGCCUGUCUUCUACAACUUGCAGCUCAACACGCUUUAUGAGUAUUUAGAACUGAGAUUCAAUCAUGAUACCAGAGUACUUGGAUCCCUCAUUUUUACGAUUUCUCAGAUAGUGUACAUGCCUGCAAUAAUUUACGUGCCAUCUUUAGUUUUCAACCAAGUUUCAGGUCUGUCAGUCCUUGUUGUGCAGCUUUUCUAAUCUGUGCAGUGUGCAUCUUCUACACAACAUUUGGUGGGCUGAAAGCGGUGCUGUGGACAGACGCUCUCCAGAAUCUAUUCUCGCUCGCUGCCAUCCUCUUUAUCGCCUACCUGGGAAUCGACCGUCUAGGUGGUUUAGCCAACAUCUUCGCCAUAAACAAAGAGGGUGGACG